GCCAUACAAUUGUCCAGAUACGUUGCCGACCGGACCGGUGUGCUCUCCCUCGCAAACGUUCCUCUCAUUUGGAUAUUCUCUGCUCGCAACGAUCCACUCAUGUGGCUGACGGGUUGGAGCUAUGCUACUUUUAAUCGCUUUCAUCGAUGGGUGGCGCGUCUAUCUUUCGUUCUAGCAUUUGUGCACAGUGUUGCAUAUUCCGUCAACUUUGGCUACUACCCAGGCGAGUAUACAGAAUCUUGGAAAGAACAGUACUUUUACUGCGGCGGUAUCGCUACUACCAUCAUGGCUAUCAUCCUCGGGGCUUCCAUUUGGUAUAUCCGCGAGAAAACCUAUGAGGCCUUCCUCCUUUCGCACAUCGGCAUGGCUGUCAUAUUUCUCGUAACACUCUGGUAUCACGUCGAAGUCGAUCCUGGUGUCUUCACGGGCUGGCUAUGGCCUUGCGUGGCAGUCUGGAUAUUUGAUCGCCUUCUUCGUAUCGUACGCAUAGCACGGAUUCAUAUCAGAGCAAGAUCCAUGAACGCGAUCGCGACCUAUGACCAGGAUUCUGAGCUCAUUCGUCUGGACGUGACUGGCCUGUUUCCGAAGAAAACCUCCAUUCUAUCGCCCGGCUUGUACUACUACAUCUACAUACCCUCUGCACUACGCUUCUAUGAAAGCCAUCCAUUCACGAUCUGCUCCUGGAACUCCAACACAUCUAGCUUACCACCAUCUCCUACCAUCAACGACAAAGAGAUCGCAAAAACCACCACUACCAACGACACGUCCAUCUCCCACACCUUCCUCAUCCGCCCAUACACGAGCUUCACCAACCGCCUCCUCACUCACAUCAAGACUAAACCCUCCCCACUUAAAAUCCCAAUCCUCCUCGAAGGUCCCUACGGCACACCCAUAAACCUUCGCACUUACACCAACAUCCUAAUCCUCUGCGGCGGCUCGGGAAUCACAGCCGCAAUUUCUCACACAUACAGCAGUCUCCCCACCAAAGCCAAAAUCCUUGUAAUCUGGUCCAUACCCCAACGUCAUCUCGUCGAAGAUAUCUACGCCAAGGAACUACGUUCCGCAUCUUCACAUCCGACUAAUUUCAACUUGAAGGUUUAUUUAACUGGUGGAGCUGGUGUGGUUCACGAGGAGGAUGUUGAGAAGAAAGGUGGAGUUGCGGAGAAGAUGGAUGGGUGUGGGUAUGAGGUUUAUCAUGGUCGUCCGCCGAUCUUGGAGGUCAUGAGAAGUGUGAGGAAGGAGGCGACGCGGAACCUUGCGAUUGUGACGUGCGGUACGACGGGCUUUGCGGAUAGUUGUAGAGAAGCUGUUUGUGAGUUGCUGGGCGAGAGGGAUGGUGUUGAGGUCGGGUAUUAUAAUGAGACAAUGUUGUGGUAG
Molecule: messenger RNA, 1377 nt
Organism: Pseudocercospora fijiensis CIRAD86
Lineage: Eukaryota; Fungi; Ascomycota; Dothideomycetes; Mycosphaerellales; Mycosphaerellaceae
Exons: 2
Biological process (GO): iron ion transport; intracellular iron ion homeostasis; copper ion import
Cellular component (GO): plasma membrane
Molecular function (GO): ferric-chelate reductase activity
Source: RefSeq, a predicted model, not a curated record